Molecule: messenger RNA, 1964 nt
Organism: Vespula vulgaris
Lineage: Eukaryota; Metazoa; Arthropoda; Insecta; Hymenoptera; Vespidae
Product: tubulin polyglutamylase complex subunit 2
Exons: 2
Coding region: 158-1036 (292 amino acids)
Biological process (GO): protein polyglutamylation
Source: RefSeq, a predicted model, not a curated record
UAGAGAAGCACCGUUGUUCGCUUUGAUAUACUGUUGCCAUGACGAUAAACAACUUAAACGAAAGCGAUAUUUUCAGAAGGAGCCAGUUUUCUUCGUUCUCGGUUGUCCUGUCAUAAAGAUCUCUGACACGUUUACAAAAAAAAAAAAAUAAUAAAAGAUGGAUUCACGAGCCAGUGAGACAAUGUCAUUUUUCGUCGAUGUCGUUACCGAAGAUUCAUUCUACGAAAACCUAACUUUAGGUGUCGUCAAGAUUCUCGAAAAUUCACCAUGCGUUAAAAACGUUCGCGUCAACAGACGAAACGGUUGCGAACGAAACGCCAUUGUGAAUUGGGAGCAACGACACGGCUGCGUGUUACCAGAAGACGUGAAGAAUUUCUAUGCCUCGAUCGAUGGUUUUCUACUACAGUGGAAUCUCGAGAUAGCAGGCGAGGAAUUUCCGGUAGGGCGAAUGGAGAUAGGCAAGCUGUCGUCCCUAAAACGUUACCUCGGCGUUGGGAAGGAUCGACAAAGCGGAACGACGACGAGUCUGGCCUCGGAGGAAGGAGGGGACAUCGAACCGGAAGUUGAGAUACUCGUAGGGAGUACCGAGGACGUUGUUGCCGGUAACUCGAAGAUUCACACGGUUAAUCCUCGCGGUUCGAAACUCUUCGAGAUAGCUCGAUGCUUUCCCACAACUUUAGAUGCGAGGGUGUAUUUGGUAUAUACAAAUAAAGCUGAACAAACGUCGCCUGAAAUUUGGCUUCAUCAGGAAACUGCAGAUCGAUGGUAUCAUCUGGCUGAGGAUUUCACCAAAUACUUUCGUAUGAUGUUGGUCCAUCUUGGUUUACCUCUUUGGCAAUGUUGUGUCGUUGGCUUGCCUCUGCCAACCUGGGUCGAGCAAGUCUAUUUCUUGGUCGGGCCUCAUCUCCUGCCAAAUAUAAUAGAACCAACGGAAACAAUUUCUAGUAGUCUCUGGAACAAUGGUCCUACCAAUCUACUCGAUCCAAAUAUUUUCAAGGGUAAGGAGAAUAAGCAAAGGAACCCGAGAAAGAAGUGAUUUCUUCGUAGUCAUUGCCGUUCCCGCCCUUCUGAUCAUCGUGAUAAAUCUUUCUCUUUCCUGAGAGAGAAAUAGGAAAAAAAUUACAAAAAUAAAAAUUUAAAAAAGAGAGAAAGAGAGAAGAAAAAGGAAGAAGGAUAUCCUGGCGAUCCGUCAAACGUACGAACCUCCACAUUUCCUCGGUAGAAAAUGAAGGAGUCGUGCACGCGUAAAAGUGUCUUAGGAACGAAGAUGAAAAGGAGUAUCAUGGGGGAGAAAGUAAAAGGUGACAUUUUAAAAUAUCAGCAUCUCGUUUCUUUCCUACUCGAAAAAAUAAUUCCUACGAGUACGAGGGAGAAGAGGAAAAGGAAACUUCCGAUAUCAUCCAUAACUUUUCAGAAAAUAGCACUGGCUAUAUCACUUGGGAUAUAUUGAAAUUGAAUUGGCACACGAUCUCUUCCUCUAUCUCUUUCCCUCUAUCUCUGUCUCUCUCUCUCUCUCUCUUUCUCUUUCUCUUUUUAUUUUGCUUUCCGCGUUCUCAUUUAACGCGCGUCAUUACGGAUUAGCUCGUUAAAUCCGCUUUAAAUCAUCGUAUACCAGUCUAAAAGAAUUGGAACACGCAUAAAAUUAAUCAAAAGAAUUUAACGUUCGGAAUAUUCGAGUAUUCGUUCGGUUUGAAAAGUUCGAAAGUUCAAGCGAUAAAAGCCAAUAAAAUUUCUCGUGUAAUUUAUUAUUGAAUCCGAUAUACCAUCUAUACAUUAUUUUAUGUUUUUUUCCUUCUUCCUUUCUUUUGCGAAAAUAUCAUUACGAAUAGAAAGAAGAGAUAGGAUUCGAGCCAGGACAUAAUCCUGUUUUGUCACGUUUGCGUAGAAAAAUAAAAUGGAUAUAAAGGGGCGAAGAAGGACAAGGAAAAGACAAAAAAACAGAAGACAAAAAUAAAAAUAAAAGA